Messenger RNA from Zingiber officinale, 1898 nucleotides. Its product is annotated as beta-eudesmol synthase-like. Lineage: Eukaryota; Viridiplantae; Streptophyta; Magnoliopsida; Zingiberales; Zingiberaceae. The record is from RefSeq and is a predicted model, not a curated record. Gene Ontology annotation, molecular function: terpene synthase activity; magnesium ion binding. The coding region runs from base 36 to 1697 and encodes 553 amino acids. Gene Ontology annotation, biological process: diterpenoid biosynthetic process. The transcript has 7 exons.
AGAAAGGUAGUUGAAGUCCACAACUCAUAACAACAAUGGAGAAGCAAUCACUAACUUUUGAUGGUGAUGAAGAAGCAAAAGUUCGCAAGUCAUCAAAAUAUCAUCCAAGCAUUUGGGGUGAUUAUUUUAUCCAAAACUCCUCGCUCUCUCAUGCAAAGGAGUCCACUCAAAGGAUGAUAAAGAGAGUGGAAGAAUUAAAGGUGCAAGUAAAGAGCAUGUUCCAGGACACUAGUGACUUAAUGCAACUUAUGAAUUUGAUUAAUUCAAUUCAAAUGCUUGGAUUGGACUACCAUUUCGAGAAUGAAAUAGAUGAAGCACUAAGAUUGAUUUAUGAAGUUGAUGAUAAAAGCUAUGGGCUUUAUGAAACUUCUCUAAGAUUUCAAUUGCUUAGGCAACAUGGAUAUCAUCUAUCUGCAGAUAUUUUUAACAAGUUCAAAGAUAACAAUGGAAGCUUUAUAUCUUCCUUGAAUGGAGAUGCCAAGGGAUUAUUAAGCUUAUAUAAUGUGUCUUAUCUUGGAACACAUGGAGAGAUUAUACUUGAUGAAGCCAAGUCUUUUACAAAGCCACAACUUGUAUCAUUAUUGAGUGAACUUGAACCAUCUUUAGCCGCGCAGGUCUCUCUUUUCCUUGAGUUACCACUAUGUCGAAGAAAUAAAAUUCUCUUGGCACGAAAAUAUAUACUUAUUUAUCAAGAAGAUGCAAUGCGAAACAAUGUCAUAUUAGAACUUGCAAAGUUGAAUUUCAAUUUGCUACAAUCUCUUUAUCAAGAGGAAUUGAAGAAAAUUUCAAUAUGGUGGAAUGAUUUAGCAUUUGCUAAGUCUCUAAGUUUUACUCGUGACCGAGUUGUGGAAGGUUAUUAUUGGGUUCUUACUAUAUAUUUUGAGCCUCAACAUUCUCGUGCGCGAGUGAUUUGCUCCAAAGUAUUUUCUUUGCUAUCAAUUAUGGAUGAUAUCUAUGAUAACUAUGGCACAUUGGAAGAGUGUACGCUAUUAACUGAGGCAAUCAAAAGGUGGAAUCCACAAGCUGUUGACAGUUUACCAGAAUACUUGAAAGAUUAUUAUCUCAAGCAAUUAAAGACUUUUGAAGAAUUUGAAGAUGAGUUGGAACUCAAUGAGAAGUAUCGUAUGCUAUAUCUUCAAGAUGAAAUAAAGGCUCUAGCGAUAUCUUAUCUUGAAGAAGCUAAGUGGGGUAUCGAGCGACAUAUGCCAUCACUUGACGAACACUUGCAUAAUUCAUUAAUCUCCUGUGGGAGUUCUGCAGUCACUUGUGCCUCUUUUGUAGGUAUGGGAGAAGUGGCAACAAAAGAGGUGUUUGACUGGCUUUCUAGUUUUCCCAAGGUUGUAGAAGCUUGUUGUGUAAUUAGUAGACUCUUGAAUGAUAUAAGAUCACAUGAGCUGGAGCAAGGAAGAGAUCAUGCUGCCUCUACAGUGGAAAGUUACAUGAAAGAGCAUGACACAAAUGUAAAUGUUGCAUGCAAGAAUCUGCGAGAGAUAGUAGAGAAAGCGUGGAAGGAUCUCAACAACGAGUCUCUUAAUCGAACAAAAGUACCUCGACUUAUGAUUGAAAGAAUAGUCAACCUUUCAAAAGCAAACGAAGAAAUAUACAAGCAUAAUGAUACGUACACCAAUUCUGACACUACGAUGAAAGAUAAUAUCUCUUUGGUGUUAGUUGAAUCUUGUGACUACUUCAAUAAGUAAUAGUGAGAAGAGCAUGUUGAGGACUAUUAGAGGCAACCAUUUCAGUGGGGAGGAUGCUCAAUAGUCAGUCAAUGUUUGAAUAAAGUAAACUCAUAUUUGGAUGUUUUAUGAAACGUUACUGAUAUGUAUUGAUAACUUAUAUAUGUAUGUGACUUGUUUAAUAAAAUUUGCACUUUUGGUUGAAAGAUAUAAUUAACAAAA